AUGUGUUCCUGCUGCUGUGAUGAUGAUUGUAAAUGCAGGCCUUUAGGCUUUCUCUUAGGCCUGCCCUUUGCUUUUCUCUCCAUCAUCCUCUCUAUCAUCGGUGUGUUCGUGUGGAUUGUUGGAUUGGCGUUGACUUGCAUAUGCCCUUGCUGCUUGUGUGUGACGAUCAUAGUUGAGUUUGCACUGGGGUUGAUUAAGGCUCCAUUUCUUGUCAUGAAGUGGUUCACCUCAAAGAUUCCUUGCUAG
This is a messenger RNA of Dovyalis caffra, 246 nucleotides long. Lineage: Eukaryota; Viridiplantae; Streptophyta; Magnoliopsida; Malpighiales; Salicaceae. The record is from the annotation of a GenBank genome assembly.